AUGGUCGUACAGUCCCACCUGAUUAUCACCUGCGGACCAAGUGCUCUUCAGGAGCUCUUCGAAGACGGUGUCGAGUUCAUCUCUGAGAACUACCUUGUUGCAGACGGACCCAGUCUGGUUCAUGUUACCGAUUUUUACGGACAAGUCGCAUACCUCCCACUCAAGCUGUGCUCAACAUACGUCGCACUUUGUCGCAAUAUCGAGAGUAAGUGUCUCGAUGGCAGCGAAAGAGAUAAUAAAGACUAUGUCAUACAUGUUGGGUCAGACGAAGCAGCAUUGGAGGCAGAUCAAUGGCCACACGUCAUGAAAUGCGAACGAUCUGCAAUGAUUGUUCUGCGCCUCAGCCGGAAAUUCGCGAGCCGGGCUAUCUCUUCGGUCGAUGGUUUGCGUAGUGAACCAAGAACGAUUGACAACGAUGCCGAGCAAGGUCGCCAAGCCAGUUACUUUGUUGGGCCGAGUGAGAGUUUAGCAAGGCAGGGCUACAUGGUGAAUGACCCCAGCUUACUCAUGGAUCGCAGCAACAGUAUUGUUGGUCCGAAACCGGUCAUAUUCCGCCGUCCAACACGUAUGAUUAGGCCGUCUUUCGCAUAUGACGGCCUUCAUGUCGCCAGGGCCAUUACAUAUGAGAGCGAAAACGCUGUUCAUAUUAGCAGGAGUCUGGAUGGGUCCGUUGUUGGCAGCAAUAAAACUUCUGAUGAGGCUCCAUCGUUCGCGGAGGGAGUCGGUGAUGCGUCGUCGAAUUAUGAUCCAGUCGGGUCGUCCCACAGUCCAAAGGAAUCUUGUUUACCAAACAGCAUUGACGUAGAAGACAACGAAAAGCUUCCCAGCCCUUUCGCACUUACGGCUGAUGUCUACGAUACGCGAGAAUACACAAAGGAAGAUGCUCAGAGUGCGUUGUCGUUAUCAUCUCACUCAACCCACGAGCGAGAUCAUUUCGAGUCUGGAGAGGAAGAGGCGACAUUAGGAGCGAUACGAAACGCGAUAUCAGACAGUGAAGAUGGCGUGAGACCCGGAAUAAAAGCCAGAACUGUCGUUCCACAAAGUCGAACAGAGUCGUUCGUUACCACGCAAGAUCUCUCGAGACCAUUGGAAGAAGGCAUAAAGGAGGAGGAGCUCAUUGGAUCAGAUCCACAGCUACAGGAUGAUCUAGAAAUGACACAAGAAGAAGAGAGACGUCUCGAAGCCGAAGAGAACCAUGGGGACCGAAGGGCACUCGUGGGACUACAGGUCAAAGAUCUCAAAGGGCUGAUAAGCGAAGAAGUUGCUGCUGUCUUAAAACAAAACACUGACCAGGUCAACCGCGAUGUUCAGAAGCAACUGGAACCUGAGCUUCGUGGUCGACUCGCCAAAGCUGGCUUUCUUCCAGACCUUAUUGAAGCUAUCGUCAAACAAGGGAAUGAGACAACAACGGAAGGGGAAGACCAACCCCUAUCUAACUAUACAAGAGUACCUACGAGUCAGCUCGACGAGGCCACUUUGUUUCAUUUCAAUGUCCGAUUCAAGCAUGACAUACUCGAUCCCAACUACUGGAUCAUCUUCCCACAUAUGACAAGAGAUGAGUUAGUGCCCAUGUUUGAUCACACACGCGAACGUCAUCUGAACGCACAUUCCGAAAGGGAGCGGGAAGAGCGAUCGCGCGCUCAAACACAAGAACGGCAAGAGCAACGUGCACCCUUCACCGAUGUCGAAGAUUCUUCCUUAGAAGAUGUCUCGGCAUCACUAGUGUCCUGUUACGAGGCCUCUACCAGAGUCGUUAAAGGCACCACCGAUUGCAACGAGCUAACUGUAAUGGACGACACAAAUGGCUUGAUCGAGGUACUUGUUUCGGGCACCGGCAUUGCCAACAGCGACAUGUCAGGUGAUGUUCAAAUCGAUGCAGAAGGUGAGACCUAUGUCACGGCGAGAAGGGUCACACAAUGGCAGACAGCUCUGAUGUACAAACACACACAACGCAUUUUCCAAUCUACUAUGGAGGUUAUGGACCAAUUUGUACCAAAGUACUACGACCAUCAGCUCUUGCGCAGAUGCUGGGGUGUGCUCAGGUACAUCAUCAAGAUCGUUGCCUUCAUGAGCAUCAGGAACUCUAUGUUACAAGAUCGGGAGAAGUUGGGAUUGGAAUCGACUUACGCAAUCCGUGAACUUCCCCACAAAGAAUAUGCGAAGCUACACAAGAUUUCUGUCUUGCCUUCUCCCAUAGAUUAUUCCCGAACACAGCUAUCUCAUUGGGUUAUGUCGUCUCAUCUGGCUAAUGUGGAGGAGAAAAACGAUCUCAUCGUCGAGUAUCUCAGUGCCCUGGCACUGCGUAUUGAGGCGUUGCGUUCUAAAGCAAUUGAUAUUCGCAACAGUGUCGCAAAUGAGAGAGACGAAAAGCCGAGCGAGUACCUCUUACCGCUCUCGCUUGUGAAAGCAGCAGAGAAGAUUCUCCAGACGAUCGAUACUUGCGGGUAUAGUGUCCGAGCAAUGCACAACCUCGACAAAGCCGAUACGAUGCCUUCUAUUUCACGGAACGAACUCAAAACUCAUAUGAAUCUGCUUUCCUACUUUGGCUCAGCAGCUUCUACCGCGCUUUCAUCAGCGCGUAAAGAGCUAAUGAUCAUGGCGCAUACCGGCAGCCAUAGGGGAGCGGUGCAAAAAUUCCGCAGUACUCCUGAGGUUACUUUGUUCAUAUGUCUCAUCCAUCUUUGGUCAAGAACAAUAUCGCAGAAUCUAUCUGUACCUGACUUGUACAGAGAGAAUCUUUCGGUCAUGCAAUACAAAGCUAACCGGCGGCCGUCGAAGCUUGCCCUUCGAGAACUGUACCUCUUGGAAGAGGAAUUCGAGAUGGUAGCCUCCAUAUGUGCUCAACAACGCCGCAUGAUCAGUGAUUGCUACGACGUCAUCUAUCCCUGGAGCUAUCGCAUCGCGACCAAAGAGUGCUACAGAGCCUACAAAGACAUCGCAUUUCCCCUCAUCACACACAUAUUCGAUGAUUCUGUCGGCAUGGGAGCAACCCUUACAGGAAUAAAACAAAUACGGGCAUCGUUCGAUAAGACCAAAGAGGUGCUCCGCCACAACGUUGAAGUCUCAGAAGAAAGCAACUCGAAAGCCAUCAGAGUAUUUACUCUAGUGACAAUCGUGUUUCUUCCACUUUCUUUCAUCUCUUCCGUAUUUGGCAUGAACACUACGGAUAUAAGAGACAUGAGCAGCUCGCAAGCUCUCUUUUGGGUCAUUGCCAUUCCUGCCACGACGCUGAUUGGAGGACUCUCCUUGAUGAUCGCAUAUCAUGGAACGUACAUGUGGGCUAAAGUACGCGCGAUGGGCGAUGCUGCGUGGGGAUCAGAGAAGAUAUCGCGCGGGCGACGUGCCUGGAAACGAAAGCCAAAAGACGUGGAAAAGGUAGACGAUGGCGAGAUUGCAGACACACGGCCUCUGGGACCAGAUCAUCUCCGGAGAAGGAAGACAGUUUUGAACGUCGUUGGGUCGAAGAAAUCAAGGAAGUUCAGGUGA
This is a messenger RNA of Alternaria viburni, 3486 nucleotides long. RefSeq lists its product as uncharacterized. Bases 1 to 3486 code for a protein of 1161 amino acids. Gene Ontology annotation, biological process: metal ion transport; transmembrane transport. NCBI's taxonomy places the organism in Eukaryota, Fungi, Ascomycota, Dothideomycetes, Pleosporales, Pleosporaceae. The record is from RefSeq and is a predicted model, not a curated record. The transcript has 6 exons. Gene Ontology annotation, molecular function: metal ion transmembrane transporter activity. Gene Ontology annotation, cellular component: membrane.